Molecule: messenger RNA, 2168 nt
Organism: Myotis daubentonii (Daubenton's bat)
Lineage: Eukaryota; Metazoa; Chordata; Mammalia; Chiroptera; Vespertilionidae
Gene: SCRT1
Product: scratch family transcriptional repressor 1
Biological process (GO): regulation of DNA-templated transcription
Molecular function (GO): DNA-binding transcription factor activity, RNA polymerase II-specific; RNA polymerase II cis-regulatory region sequence-specific DNA binding
Source: RefSeq, a predicted model, not a curated record
AGGCCAGGCUCAGAGCUGUCCGAGCGCCCAGCCCCGCCCCCGAGCCUCGUCACUCCCUCCCUCUCUCCCUCGGCCCGCCCUCCCCGCGCACCCCUCCCCCCGAGGACCCCCGCCCCCCGCCCGCCGCCAACGCCGCCGCCGCUCGCUCGGGCUGCAGAACAAUAAAGCGAGCCUCCCAGAGACCCCCGCCGAGGACCCCCGCCCGGCCGAGGCCCUGCGCCCGCCCCUCGCCGCCCGCGCCGCAGAGCGCGCCGGGUCGCUGGCCGAGGUGCUGGCCGGGCCGGCGCUGGCCGCGGUGCUGAAGCUGCCGCCGCUCCCGCCGCCGCGUUCUCCGGGCCCGGCGCCGCCGCCCCCGGGGGCAUGGGGGGCCGCUGACUGAGGCUCCGCCGCGGUGGCGGGGGGGAGGGGACGGGGGCUGCGGAGCCGGGCCAGCCCUGCACCCACUCGCAGCCUCCGGGCCCGGGACGGAGCCGCUCCCCCCCUCCCACCCCCCAGCCUCCUCCCCCGCCUGUCCAGGGGCGGCACUGCGGGCUGGGAAGCCGGGACCAGAGGAGGGAAGGAAGGGAGGAAGGAAGGGAAGAAGGAAGGAAGGAAGGACGGAAGGAAGAGGAGCGAAGAGAGAAGAGGGAGGGAAGGAAGCCGAAGAGGACCCGGAGGAGCCGAGGAGGAAGCGCCGGAGGCAGGAGGCCAGAGGACGGCGCUCGCUCGGGCGGCAGCUCCCGAGGCCAGCGUGGGGACCCGGCCGCCUGCAGCGCUGCUGGAUGGUGACGGGGCCUCGCCGCGGCCGCAGCCCCCCCACGCCCCGGCUCCGCAGGCCCGCAGCGCCGGAGUCCCGCAGAAACCAUGCCCAGGUCCUUCCUGGUCAAGAAGGUCAAACUUGACACGUUCUCCUCGGCGGACCUCGAGAGCUCCUACGGGCGCGCCCGCGGCGACCUCGGCGCACGGCUGCAGGAGAAAGGAUACCUCAGCGACUACGCGGGGCCCACCUCCGUCUACGAUGGCGAUGCCGAGGCGGCCUUGCUCAAAGGGCCAUCCCCGGAACCCAUGUACGCGGCGGCCGUGCGGGGAGAGCUGGGCCCGGCGGCCGCGGGCUCGGCGCCCCCGCCCACACCGCGCCCGGAGCUGGCCACGGCCGCGGGCGGCUACAUCAACGGCGACGCGGCGGUCAGCGAGGGCUACGCGGCCGACACCUUCUUCAUCACCGACGGGCGUUCGCGCCGCAAGGCCGCCCACGCCAGCGCCGCCGCCCCCUCCACGGCCUCGGCUCUGGCCUCCGACGGCGACGGAGGAGGCGGGGCCGCGGCUGGGUCCCGCGCGACGGGGUCCGGGUCGGGGGUCCGGGGAGGCGGCGCGCGCGCGGGGGCUGGCACCGAGGCGCGCGCAGGGUCGGGGGCCGGCGCCGGCAGCUCAGGGGGCCGGCACGCCUGCGGCGAGUGCGGCAAAACGUACGCCACGUCCUCGAACCUGAGUCGCCACAAGCAGACGCACCGCAGCCUGGACAGCCAGCUGGCGCGGCGCUGCCCGACGUGCGGCAAGGUGUACGUGUCCAUGCCGGCCAUGGCCAUGCACCUGCUCACGCACGACCUGCGCCACAAGUGCGGCGUGUGCGGCAAGGCCUUCUCGCGGCCCUGGCUGCUGCAGGGCCACAUGCGCUCGCACACCGGCGAGAAGCCCUUCGGCUGCGCGCACUGCGGCAAGGCCUUCGCCGACCGCUCCAACCUGCGCGCGCACAUGCAGACGCACUCGGCCUUCAAGCACUUCCAGUGUAAGCGCUGCAAGAAGAGCUUCGCGCUCAAGUCCUAUCUCAACAAGCACUACGAGUCGGCCUGCUUCAAGGGCGGCCCCGGCGGCGGCGGCCCCGCGGCCCCGGCGCCGGCCGCGCCGCCGCAGCUCAGCCCCGUGCAGGCUUAGGGCGGCGGCGCCCCCGUCGGCCGGGGUGGCUCUCAGCAAUACGAGCCCCAGAGAAGUCUCCGCCGGCGCUCGGGGGGCGGGGCCGGAGGGCGGGCCCCUCCCACAGCAAUAGGGGGAGGGGGCCCCACCCCGCUCGCCAGGGGCCUGGCCGGCCCCUUCAAGCAAUAGGGUCCCCAGGGGAGACCCACCCCGAGCUCCCUCCCUUCCCCUCCAGGGUGCCCCAGGCUUUUCCCCAGCAAUAGGGUCGAGGAGACCCA